AUAGACACAGGGCAAGAACAGUUUAAUAGUGUUUUAUGGCCGAUGAUGAAGAGGCCGCUGAAUCUCCUUUUUGCCCUUACCUCUCAAUCUCUUUCCCGCCAACACAAACGGUCAAGUUUUCAUACCAAAGCUUAUUUCAUUCAACAGCUUCAAAAUUGUAACGAUUUCAUUUCCGCAACCUUAGCGCACUCCAACGUUUUGAAGUCCGGUUUCUUAAACGACACGUUCGCCACCAACCAUUUGAUCAAUUGCUAUGUUAGACUCCAAGAAAUCAAGGAUGCGCACCAGUUGUUCAAUGAAAUGCCUGAACCCAAUGUGGUGUCGUGGACUUCGCUUAUGGCGGGGUACGUCGAUUCAGGUGAACCUAAAAUGGCUCUUUGGCUGUUUGGGAAAAUGCCCUGGAGUUCAGUCUUGCCUAAUGAUUUCACGUUUGCUACUGUGAUUAAUGCUUGUUCGAUCCUUGCUGAUCUUGAAGUAGGUAGAAGAAUUCAUACGCAUGUCGAAAUAUUCGGUUUCCAAUCAAAUCUUGUUGUUUGUUCUUCACUUGUUGAUAUGUAUGGGAAAUGCAAUGAUGUUGAUGAAGCUCGACGGGUUUUUGACUUGAUGCGUUGUAGGAAUGUUGUUUCUUGGACUUCAAUGAUCACCGCAUAUGCCCAGAAUGCACGAGGCCACGACGCACUCCAAAUUUUCAGAGAAUUUAGUGGCUUGACAUUGGACCGUCCAAAUCAUUUCAUGUUGGCUAGUGUAAUCAGCGCUUGCGCAAGCUUGGGUAGACUAGUUUCUGGGAAAGUCACGCAUGGGGCAGUGGUUCGUCGUGGACAUGAUUCAAAUGCUGUGGUUGCAAGUGCACUUGUGGACAUGUAUGCCAAAUGCGGGUCUAUUAGUUAUUCAGACAAGGUCUUCAGGAGGAUUUCAAAUCCUUCUGUAAUUUCCUAUACUUCAAUGAUUGUAGGUGCUGCGAAGUACGGACUUGGGAGGCUUUCCCUCAAUCUCUUCAAAGAAAUGAGUGAUAGAAGAAUAAAGCCCAACGAUGUCACCUUUGUUGGGGUCUUACAUGCUUGCAGCCACUCAGGGCUCGUUGGUGAAGGCCUUGGACAGUUGAAAUCCAUGUAUGUGAAGUAUGGGAUAAUGCCAGAUGCCAGGCACUAUACAUGCGUCGUUGAUAUGCUUGGCCGAACCGGUUGUCUUGACAAGGCCUUCCGAUUAGCAAAAUCUAUCAAUGUAGAAUCUGAUGGAGGGGCUUUGUUGUGGGGUACACUUCUUUCAGCCAGUAGGGUUCAUGGUAGGGUAGAUGUUGCAGUUGAAGCCAGCAAGCGGCUAAUAGAGUCCAAUCAACAAGUGGCAGGGGCAUAUGUUACAUUAUCAAACACUUAUGCGUUGGCUGGGGAGUGGGAGAAUGUUCAUAGCGUACGGUCUGAAAUGAAGCGUACCGGAGUCUAUAAGGAACCAGGCUGUAGUUGGGUUGAGAUUAAGGAUUCAACUUAUGUGUUCUAUGCUGGAGAUGCAGCUUCAUGUCCACAGGGGAGUGAAGUGGCGAGUUUGUUGAGAGACUUGGAGGAGAGAAUGAAGGAAAGAGGGUAUGUGGGAGGGAGUGUAGGUUUGGUGUUUUUCGAUGUGGAAGAGGAGGCCAAAGAACAAACUGUGGGUCUGCACAGUGAGAGAUUGGCCUUGGCUUUUGGAUUGAUAAACAUACCUAAAGGAAUAACAAUCAGAGUGAUGAAGAACUUGAGAAUGUGUAGGGACUGUCAUGAGGCUUUCAAACUUAUUAGUGAUAUUGUUGAGAGGGAUUUUGUUGUGAGAGAUGUGAACAGAUUUCAUCAUUUUAAAAAUGGGUCUUGCAGUUGCAGAGAUUUCUGGUAA
Messenger RNA from Corylus avellana, 1860 nucleotides. RefSeq names its product Tetratricopeptide repeat (TPR)-like superfamily protein. NCBI's taxonomy places the organism in Eukaryota, Viridiplantae, Streptophyta, Magnoliopsida, Fagales, Betulaceae. The record is from RefSeq and is a predicted model, not a curated record. Gene Ontology annotation, biological process: RNA modification. Gene Ontology annotation, molecular function: protein binding; RNA binding; zinc ion binding.